This is a messenger RNA of Exophiala mesophila, 1351 nucleotides long. RefSeq lists its product as hypothetical. The transcript has 4 exons. Bases 499 to 1215 code for a protein of 238 amino acids. Gene Ontology annotation, cellular component: cytosol. The record is from RefSeq and is a predicted model, not a curated record. Gene Ontology annotation, molecular function: aldose reductase (NADPH) activity. NCBI's taxonomy places the organism in Eukaryota, Fungi, Ascomycota, Eurotiomycetes, Chaetothyriales, Herpotrichiellaceae.
GCCUCUAUUACCUAGUUCUCGACCAUAAUAUUACUGUAAAGAUUCCAAUCCGACCCUUUCUACCGCGCCCACAGUGACACAUCGUUACGUGAUUGGAGCCCCAAACUGUCUACUCGAGCUGCGAUGUCUCUCCCCAGCCAUUUCCCACUGAAAGUUGCUGAAGGCAACACCAUUCUAAUCCCAUCAGUGGGAUAUGGAACAUGGGCAUCAGGCUCCAAAAGCUGGUGUAAAGACGCCACCCUAGCUGCUCUCAAAGCUGGCUAUCGCCACCUCGACUGUGCGUGGAUGUAUGGGGUAUGACUUCCCCCCAUUCACACUCAUACGCUACACAUCGACCAGUUCCACUUACUUAUCCCUGCAAAGGUCGAUGAACAAAUCGGCGAAGCCAUUCGCGAAUCUGGAAUCCCCCGCUCCGAGAUCUUCAUCACCACAAAGUUCUGGCCUCAUUUCGCAGCUCCAGAAUAUGUGGAGCUGUGUCUAGACCAAUGCUUACGAAAUAUGGGACUUGAUUACAUUGAUCUAUUCCUCGCUCAUUGGCCAUUUGCAUUUAAACCGAUAUCGCAUGACGCGCUGAAAAAUGCUAAAGCCAAUGGGUCGAACGAAGAAAAGGGCAUUCUGGAGGAUCCUAAGACAGGGAAACGAGUCAUUGAUUGGGAGCAUACUUCGGCGAAUAUUGCCCAAAAGGCUGGCCAUGAAGGGAGUUUUGUCCCUACCUGGCUAGCACUCAAAGCUCUCGUCGGCACUGGCAAGACAAGAGCUGUUGGGGUAUCUAAUUUCUCUAUCGCUGAUUUGAAAGAUAUCCUUCCCUAUGCAACUGACGUGCCUAUAUCCUGCAACCAGGUCGAAGUCCACCCAUGGCUGCCCAAUAAUGAAUUAAUCGAUUUCAUGAAAGAACAUGAUAUCCUUGCGACAUGUUAUUCUCCUUUUGCCGGACAGAAGGAAGACGGAGCGACGUUGCUCAAAGACCCAGUGGUGAAGCAGCUGGCGGAGAAGAAUGGAAUGGAUGUGGGCCAGCUACUGCAGAGCUGGGCGGUACAGAGAGGGACUGUACCUCUGGGUAAAAGUCAAACAGAAUCCCGCAUCAAGUCCAACCUCGACGUGAAGAAGUUGUCUGAGGAAGAUAUGCAAAUCCUGUCUGGUAUGGGCGUUGCAGAUGGUAAAGGCAGGACAGUUGAUCCCAGAGAAGAUCUGGGACUUUCUCUCUACGAGAACUGAUAGAGUAGCCAUGAGUUUACAAGCUUGGUUGUUCUCGAUGACCUAAACAGUAUCAGAUAUGUGAGGUACAUGCUGUGCUCAUCGUGAGAUCUUCCCUUCCUAAGCCGUCACAUCAUGGGGCAUUAUGCGAAUGAGU